AUGAAAUGGCAGUCUGCUACGGAUCAAGAUGGAAAUACUUAUUACUACAAUCCUGAAACUGGAGAAACGUCGUGGGAGAACCCUGAAGCCACUGCUGAAAAUAUCGACGAGGACCCAAAAGGAGAAACUGACGAGGAUUCUGAGUGGAAAGAGUAUACCACUGAUGACGGCAAGAGCUACUAUUACAAUGAGAAAACCGGCCAGAGUGUAUGGGAGGAUCCCAGGAAGCAAGCAUUAGCAUCAGAGGUCAAGGGCGACGGCGAAGAAGGAGAGAUAAAAUUCAAAGACAUAAAUCUAUCUGAUUACGUAGUGCAAUCUGCAUUAAUCGGAGAUGAAACACAAACAAGAUCACCAGAACAAAGAGAAACUGACUUUAUAGCCAUGCUUAAUGAAAGGAAUAUUGAUCCAAAGUUACCAUUUACCAAAGCUAUUUCAUUAAUCAUUCAAGAUUCCAGAUAUUGGAACGUGGAGGAUUCCCUGAAGAGAAAUGACCUAUACCAGUCAUAUCAAGUAUCCAAACAGCAGGAAGUCUUUAAAGAGCAACAGGAUGCAGAGCAGUCAUUUAAAAACACAUUUCUCAAAGUCUUAUCUAAUUACCCAGAGAUAAAAUAUUAUACAAGGUGGAAAACCUGUUCCAGAUUAAUCAUUGACGAGCCUAUAUACUCUCUUGGAUCCGAGAAAUUGAAAAGAAGAUUGUUUGAAGAGUACACUAGCAGUCUCAGAGAGGAACACGAAAGACAAACUAAUGAACUUAAAUCUAACGAACUGCAAGAUCUGAAGACAUAUUUAAAAUCAAGCUUAACUAUUGAAUCAAAAUGGAAAGAUAUAUCAGGUCAAUUGAUGGAAAAGUUCCCUCAUCUUUCAUCUAUGGAGCAGUUGGGCUGCUAUGAACAAGAAAUGGACCUCCAUGUAAAGCAAUUAGACCAAGCUAUCAAACUCAAUCAAAAGCUUAACUACAGGAAAGACAGGCAAGCAAGAGAUUCGUUUAAAAAGGCAAUUUCUUUGAAACUAAAAGAGAUUCAGAAUGCAAAUUUAACAUAUUAUGAGUACAUCCAGCAAAUCAAAGACUUACCAGAGUUUAAAGAAAUUUUGGGUCGAAAUGGAUCCUCCCCUAUUGAUGUAUUUUGGGACUUGCUGGAUAGUGAAAAUUAUGGACUGCAACAAAUAUUGAUUCAGUUAUUAAUAAAGCCGGAAAUGGAAAAUAUAUCUGAUCUUGAAUCAUUCAAAAGAAAGAUUGCUGACCUCGAUUAUCAAGUCUCUGAUAAGAACUCAAAUAUUCUCUUUGGAAUGUUCCAAGUGGAGAAGGAAAAAGAGUUGCAAUCUAAAAAACGGAAAAUUACCCCUGAAGUUUCACGACCCAAAAAGAAAAUCAAUACUUUUGGCUAUGGAUCUUUUUAA
Komagataella phaffii GS115 is the source of this 1398-nucleotide messenger RNA. RefSeq names its product U1 snRNP protein involved in splicing. The record is from RefSeq and is a predicted model, not a curated record. The transcript has a single exon. Lineage: Eukaryota; Fungi; Ascomycota; Pichiomycetes; Pichiales; Pichiaceae. Gene Ontology annotation, molecular function: protein binding; RNA binding. Gene Ontology annotation, biological process: mRNA cis splicing, via spliceosome. Bases 1 to 1398 code for a protein of 465 amino acids. Gene Ontology annotation, cellular component: U1 snRNP; U2-type prespliceosome.